AUGGCUGAUCGGAAGAGGGAGCACAAGGUAGUGACUCGGUGCGGGUGUCCUGUGGAGAUGCGUAUUAAGCCUAAAGGGGAUAGUGGGAGAUGGUUUGUGUCUUUUUUUGUGGAGGAACAUAACCAUGAGCUCCUGCCUAUGAAGUAUGUGGACUAUCUACCUGCACACCGUAAGAUAUCUGAUGUUGAUAUUGCACACAUGAAGAGCAUGAGGCAAGUUGGGAUAUCAAUUCCAAAGAUCUAUGAGUCCAUUGCUGCACAGGCGGGAGGUUUUAAUUUGGUUCCGUUUACAAAGCGAGAUAUGUACAACGAGAUUAGGCGACAAAGGGCGAUGCAGAAUGGUGACGUGAAUGCUGCGUUGAGGGUUUUGGAGGGUGCGGCCCGGACGGACGAGAAAUUGUAUUGGAGGUACGAGGUUGGUGAGGGGCAGCACAUGUGCGAUCUAUUUUGGAGUGAUGGGCGAAGCCAGGAUGAUUAUAAAGUAUUUGGAGAUGUACUAGCAUUCGAUGCAACUUACGGGCGGAACAAGUACAAUCUGCCAGUAAUUGUUUUUUCUGGGGUUAAUCAUCACAACCAGACCUGCGUGUUUGCAACUGCGAUGGUUUCAUGCGAGUCAAUUGCAUCAUAUGUAUGGGUUUUAAGAAAUUUACUGCAAUGCAUGGGGGGUAAAGCACCAACAGCGGUGAUAACUGAUGGCGAUCGAUCAAUGCGCGUAGCUAUUCAGGAAGUGUUUCCAAAUGCUCACCAUCGCUUAUGCGCUUGGCACCUUUUGAAGAAUGCAACGGUUAACGUGUGUAAACCCCGAUUCACAUCGUUGUUUAGACAUUGCAUGCUUGCUGAUGUUGAGGUUGGGGAGUUUGAGUUGCUUUGGGAUGCCAUGCUGGAGGAGUGUGGGGUUAGGGAGUUAGAGUGGGUCAAGGACGUAUACGAGAAGAAGUCUUCAUGGGCAACUGCUUACAUACGGGGCAGGUUUUAUGCUGGGCUCCGCACAACAUCUCGGUGCGAGUCAUUGCACGCAAAGUUAGGGAGAUUUGUGGAAAGGCGAUACGGCAUACUUGAGUUUGUAACCAAUUUUCAACGAUGUGUGGACUUCCUGAGGGACAAUGAGGAAGAGCUUGACUUCCGAUCAUCGUACGGGACACCGGUGCUUCAAACACAGUUCCCGGAGUUAGAAAAGUCAGGAGCAAUAAACUUCACAAGGGAAAUAUUCUCAAGAUAUCGUGAGUCACUUAAAAGGUGUGUUCGGAUCACCAUAUUGGAGUGCAUCGAGCGUGACGAUAGGUGUGUGUAUGUAACACAGAAGUAUAGAAGACCGAAUUCACGGUGGGAUGUGGUUCAUAUGAAAGGGAAAGAGGAGUUUCUUUGCAGUUGCCUGAGGAUGGAGUCAUUUGGUUUGCCAUGUGUUCACAUUCUAGCAGUUUUGGUUAGGUUAGAUAUUGAUUCCCUUCCUAAGAGUCUUGUGUUGGCGCGGUGGUCCAAAGCAGCGAAGGAAGAUCUUUGUUACGAACCGUUAAGCAGCCGAUAUGGUGAUGCGGGUGUUUUGUAUCGGAGUAGAGUGGGUGCAUUCCUCCAGCACUGCAAGCGGUUAGCAAAAGUAGCAUGUAUUAGGGAGGAGGACUUUAGGCAAUAUUUAGCUAAGGUUGUAGAGGAUACAUGUUGGCUUGAAAAAAAAAAUGGACUAGGAGGUGCAGUUGCUGGGAAUGGAGCUGGCAACAGUGGGGGAGGGGUUAGGGAUCCUAUUAGUGUCAAGACGAAAGGCACAGGACGUGGUAAUGAACCUCUUGGGUGUAGGGGUAUCAAGCGGCGUAAGUGCAGCACAUGCGGUUGUGUUGGUCAUCGAAGGACCCGGUGUCCCAAUGCUCCACCGACAUCAGCACCCUCAACCCAGGGCGAGGGGUCCGUAAAGGUAGGAAGAAGGGAGAAUUGUGUUGAUGAUCCUUGUAGCGGUUUCGACGUAUUAAUUGGUGGGUAUUCGCAAGUUCUCAUUCAGCGUGGGUUGCUAAUGGUGCAAGUAUGUGUUAUUGGUCAUGCUGAUGUGUUGGGAUGGAUAUCAAAUGUGCUAGACAUUUUGGAGUCAUGUUUUAAGGGAACUGUUUCAGCACAAGGUCAUGAUUUGCAUCAUCUCCAAGAGAGCGUGUUAAAGACAAAGCAGGUUUAG
This is a messenger RNA of Arachis ipaensis, 2157 nucleotides long. RefSeq names its product protein FAR1-RELATED SEQUENCE 5-like. Gene Ontology annotation, molecular function: zinc ion binding. Lineage: Eukaryota; Viridiplantae; Streptophyta; Magnoliopsida; Fabales; Fabaceae. The record is from RefSeq and is a predicted model, not a curated record.